AUGCAGCUGCUCCUGCUGACGGCCGGGCUGGGCCUGCUCUCUGUGCUGGGAGCCCAGGGCCCUCAGCUGAUUCGCGCCCGCGCUCAGGAGCUUGUAGGCCGAUGGCACAUCAAACUCUGGGUGGGAAAUUUACCCAUUCCUGCCCAGAAGAGGAGCCACCCGCUGCCUCCCUUCACCUUGGCCAUGAACGAACUCCAGAAGCUGGAAUUCAGGAUGAACCUCACGAAACCCAUCGGAUGCAUUCCGUUCAAGUCGCCCCUGCACAUCGGACCCAAACCCGGCGUCUUCUACACCUGGUGGAGGCACUUCAUCUCCAUCAGAUUCCUGCCGGGGAAGCUGCACGCCAUCGCAUACUACAGUGAAAAGAGGGGCAGCACCCGCCUCAGGAUGAUGAUGCUCAUGGGCCGCAGCCUGGAUGAAGACCCGGAGGCCGUGAGGACCUUCGAGGAGUUCGCGGAGAGCAAAGGGCUGAACCGAAGCGACAUCGCCAGGCCCCCUCCCCUCGAAGCCUGUGAGCUGCCUCCAGACUCUUAG
Messenger RNA from Lepus europaeus (European hare), 534 nucleotides. Its product is annotated as lipocalin-1-like. The transcript has 6 exons. The coding region runs from base 1 to 534 and encodes 177 amino acids. The record is from RefSeq and is a predicted model, not a curated record. Lineage: Eukaryota; Metazoa; Chordata; Mammalia; Lagomorpha; Leporidae. Gene Ontology annotation, molecular function: small molecule binding.